Molecule: messenger RNA, 1772 nt
Organism: Pyrgilauda ruficollis (rufous-necked snowfinch)
Lineage: Eukaryota; Metazoa; Chordata; Aves; Passeriformes; Passeridae
Gene: TMEM108
Product: transmembrane protein 108
Exons: 4
Coding region: 148-1551 (467 amino acids)
Biological process (GO): postsynaptic density organization; retrograde axonal transport; dendrite extension
Cellular component (GO): early endosome; axon; endosome membrane
Source: RefSeq, a predicted model, not a curated record
AUUCCUUCAAACCAGUUCCAACAAUAACAGCAACUCCUGCGUGCAACUGCCUCAUUAGAGAGAUGUAUUUUUCCUUUUUCCACUGAGAGAUGAAGCUUCCAAAUCCUUGUGAUGUGAGCAGGUGAGGAUGUCUGCUGACAAGUCCAAAUGAUAUUUUCAGGUGUUCUACUGAUCUUGGCACUGACAGAAGAGCUGGUGUUUUCUGUUCAGGUACUGUCUCCCACUGUCUCCUCCUCUCAGGGCUUCCCGAUGAACACUACAACUAUCACAGCCAUGGGAACAACACCUCACCACAAAGACCACCACACGGCAGAGCCCCUUCCCACAUCUGCUCAAGCCAUGUCCCACCCCAUCAGCCUGGUGGAGAAAGCCCCUUCUACCGGGCAAGAGCAAGAGAGUGGCCCUCGCAUCGGCGAGAAGGAAACUUACCAUUUGUACAACCAGAGUGCUUUGUACUCAGGACAGUCUCGCCCCAAGGGGAAAAUAUUCCAGGUUUUCAAAGGCAACUUCUCAGAGUCGACAGAGCCUUACCUAAAGACGACCCUGCACUCUCCCUUCCCUACCCUGAGGAGCCCUUUCACAGACCACCCGUUUCAGUCCCAGACCACAGCAUCCAGUGAUCCAAAUGGAAUGGGGCUGGCAAGAACUACACACUCAGACCCUUCUCCCCACCGCAACACCUCGGGAAGCCUUAGGGAAGCAGAGCGAGGGGAUGGGACCGAGGUAGUAGUGCAGGAGGCAGAUUUUGCCACCACAACUGCUGGACCAUCAACUGAUCCUGAAGCAGUGUCGGUGCCUUUUAAACCCACCCACUAUGGCAUGUGGGAUAUGCUGAGCAAAAACAACUCUUGGGUAACCUUGAAUCUCAGUACAAAUGUCCCUCUGUUUGCUGGCUCUGGAUCUGCUACAGCAGCAUCUGGUCACUCAGUUCAGACCAGUUUUGACGUCAGCAUCUCGUCCCCGUCAGCGGGAGACCCCGAGGGACUCACUCCGACGCAGCACAGCGCGGUGACCAAUGCCACGUCGCCGGGCAGUGCUCUCUCCUCAGUGCCUGCCACCAGGUUGUCCAGCUCCACCUCCACAGCUGGCUCCACCGCCACUGGGAACUUCCUGAACAGACUGGUUCCUGCCGGGACCUGGAAACCAGGUGUGCAAGGAAACAUCUCCCAUGUCACCGAGGGGGACAAACCCCAGCACAGAGCAACCAUCUGUCUCAGCAAGAUGGACAUUGCCUGGAUAAUUCUGGCUAUCAGCGUCCCUAUAUCCUCAUGUUCAGUUCUGCUGACAGUCUGCUGCAUGAGAAGGAAGAAGAAGACAUCUAACCCAGAGAACAACCUGAGCUACUGGAAUAAUGCUAUUACCAUGGACUACUUCAACAGGCAUGCUGUAGAGUUACCAAGAGAGAUCCAGUCAUUGGAGACUUCAGAGGACCACCUGUCCGAGCCGCGCUCCCCGGCCAACGGCGACUACCGCGACAGCGGGAUGGUCCUGGUGAAUCCCUUCUGUCAGGAAACACUCUUUGUGGGACAUGAGCAAGUCUCUGAAAUAUGACCCCACAGCUGCCCCCGUACUGCAGUUUCAUCUCUACUGUCUCCAAAUUAUAAAUAAAUAUAUAUAUAUUAUAAAUAUAACCUUUGUGUAACCCUGAACUACGAGAAAUGUUUUCAGCUUUUCUUUUGUCCCUCAGAAUUGUCAGCCCCUUUUUUAUAAGUGUGGUAAAACUUUACAGAACAAACUGUGGCUUUAUAAAAUAAAGGUAUUUCUAAGCAAAA